Messenger RNA from Cydia pomonella (codling moth), 2048 nucleotides. Its product is annotated as glycylpeptide N-tetradecanoyltransferase-like. NCBI's taxonomy places the organism in Eukaryota, Metazoa, Arthropoda, Insecta, Lepidoptera, Tortricidae. Gene Ontology annotation, cellular component: cytoplasm. Gene Ontology annotation, biological process: N-terminal peptidyl-glycine N-myristoylation. Bases 173 to 1621 code for a protein of 482 amino acids. The record is from RefSeq and is a predicted model, not a curated record. The transcript has a single exon. Gene Ontology annotation, molecular function: glycylpeptide N-tetradecanoyltransferase activity.
ACUAUGUUUAAACUUACUCCGCCGAGAACGUCACUCUUAUCCCAAAAGGUUUCAUAUUAAAUCUAUGUGCAGUUUAAUAUAACUUUACUAAUGCACCUCCGUGAACCAACGUAAUACCAUUGUCAAUGUCAUGGCACACUAUAACUUGCUUUAAUAAAUAACGUUCCUUAACAUGGAUUUCAUUAAUCAUCUUUUAAUAAUUACAAAAUUAUUCUGCAAAAUAAAUGAUAAAAGUGCAUCCCAGUCAAACAAAAUCAAACUUAAACAGAAGAAAAAGAAAAAGCGUAGUACUGACGAUUGUAACCACUGCGGAUCAAGUUCUGCCGCCGACGGCAUAGUUGGAGAGUCCAGUUUUGGUGAUGCUCAUCCAAACAUAUCCAUUGAAGAUUUAAACGUGCCAAUGGAUGACAUCAAUCUAGAACAGAAACCAGCUAAGACAAUUGAAGAAGCUUUGCACAAGCCAUAUCAGUUUUGGUGUACUCAGCCAGUACCUAAAAUUGAUGAAAGAGUUAUUUCUAAUGAACCUAUCGUGUCACCCGAAUUGCUUAAUGUGGAACCUUCAGAUUUAGCAGAAAUUAGCUUACCUAAUGAACUUAAAUGGGAUACUUUAAAUUUAAACGAGCCUUUGGUCUUAAAGGAAUUGUACGCGCUGCUAAAUGGAAAUUAUGUGGAAGAUAAUGACUGUAUGUUUCGCUUUAACUACCAAAUGGAUUUUCUGAAGUGGGUACUCCAUCCCCCUGGUUUUAGACAAGAUCUACUCUUAGGCAUGCGGAAGUUCAAGUCUGGAAGAUUAGUGGCAUUCAUUUCAUCUGUGCCUGUCCGAUUAAGGAUUUAUGAUCAAGUUCAAACUGCUGUUGAAAUGAACUUCUUUUGUGUACACAAAAAACUUCGUUCAAAAAGGUUAGCCCCAUUUCUGAUGAGAGAGAUGUAUAGAAGAGUUAAAUUAAGUCAGAUAUACCUAGCUGUUUACACGGCUGGUAUCGUGUUACCUAAACCAAUUGGUACAUGCAGUUAUUGGCUUAGAACCCUCAACCCUAAAAAACUGAUUGAUGUUAAAUUUACUCAACUGCCAAGAAACAUGACCAUGAAAAAAACUCUGACACUUUAUAAACUCCCAGAUUUGCCUAAGAUAUCAGGUUUUCGAAAACUAGAGCCACAAGAUUGUGAAAAAGCGUUUACAUUGUUAAAACACUAUUUAUGUAAGUUUGAUUUGACUCCUGUCUUUAAUGAGGAUGACUUUAAACAUUGGUUUACGCCGCAGCCAGAUAUUAUUGACAGCUUUGUUGUGGAAGCAACAAAUGGAUCUAUCACAGACUUUGUAAGCUAUUACACAUUGCCAUUUACUAUGGUAGCUCAACACCCCGUAUACGAUAAAAUAAAAGCCGCUUACGCAUUUUAUAAUGUGUCAACCAAAACCCCGUGGGUAGAUUUAAUGCAUGAUGCGUUGGUAACUGCAAAAAACUCAGGGUUUGAUAUCUUCUACGCCUUGGACCUGAUGGAUAAUAAGGAGUUCUUGGAACCACUGAAAUUUCGCUUAGGUAAUGGUAACUUGCAGUAUUAUCUGUAUAACUGGCGGUGUCCUAGCAUGACACCAAAUAAAAUUGGUUUAGUGCUACACUAACGAAAUAAUAAAUGUAUUUUUGAAGUUUAGUUAGAAGUUUUUUAUUCAUUUCAUUUGCAUAUCUUUUCAAAAUUAUCGCAAAGAUACAUUUUAUUUGUAUAGUUUCAAAUGUUAGAAAGUUACCAAAGUGAUGGCAUAGUCUUAUUUUAAUAAAAUUGUUAAUUGUUGAAGUAGUUACAUAUAUUUUAUCAUACAACUAAUAGUGAAAUUAAAAAUGUUCAAACAUUUGACAAUUUGAAAUGAAGCCUUUAGUCGUCAUAAUGUAUUUGAUAUCAAUCUGAAUAUCAGAAUGAUAUUUGGAUGAUGUCAUUGAAAUAUCAUUCUAAUAUUCAGUGUACGUUCGAAUUGGCCUUUAGAGUAAAUUAAAUUGUCGACGAUUUUCAACAGAAAAUUUUGCAAUUACAAUCAAACUUACUAGUUAUCAAAA